AUGGAUCCCUACGUAGGGUGGUAUCAGCCCGAGCAGGAAGGACCCGCGAAGCGCUUGUGGCUUCGUAUCUGGGAAACUCAAAGUGAAACAGACAAAAUGAACCUUAAAAAUUUAGAGAACGCUAAUCCCAAUGUGAAUAAAGCGCAAGACUUUAUACCAUUGAAUGAAGUGAACGGUGAAAAUAGGAAUAAUAAUUACUUCAAUCCAACGCGAAGGAAAGCGAACGAUAACCGCGCAUCUACAUUUAACCUGAACCAAAACCACGAUGCUCUUAUAGGUGAAUACGGCGGUUGUCCGUGGCGAAUUCCUAACUACGUGUACAAGCCUGGAGUAUUAGGGCUGCACGAGGAGAUCGAGCACUUCUACAUGUACAUGUCGCCCACGGAGACGGAGCACCUGGUGCGCUCCACGGUGGUGAGCCGCAUCCGGGGCGCGAUCCUGGCGCUGUGGCCGCAGGCGCGCGUCGAGGUGUUCGGCUCCUUCCGCACCGGCCUCUACCUGCCCACUAGCGACAUCGACCUCGUAGUUAUAGGUCAAUGGGAGAAGCUGCCGCUGUGGACGCUGGAGCGCGAGCUGGUGGGGCAGGAUAUUGCUGAGAAGGAGAGUAUCAAAGUGCUUGAAAAGGCCACUGUUCCCAUCGUUAAGAUGACCGACAAAUACUCAGAUGUUAAGGUGGACAUCUCGUUCAACAUGAGCAGCGGUGUCAAGAGUGCGGAGCUCAUCAAGCAGUUUAAGGAGAAGUAUCCAGUGCUCUCUCGGCUAGUCAUGGUGUUGAAGCAGUUCCUCCUCCAGCGCGACCUGAACGAGGUUUUCACUGGAGGCAUCUCCUCGUACUCUCUGAUCCUCAUGUGCAUCAGCUUCCUGCAGCUGCACCCGCGGCCGGAGAGGCUCCGGCAGCCUCACAACCUUGGAGUGCUGCUCAUAGAAUUCUUUGAGUUGUAUGGAAGAAAGUUUAACUACGUGAAAACGGCGAUACGAGUGAAAAAUGGCGGCUCGUAUGUCUCUAAGGAUGAUAUUCAAAAGGAGAUGAACGACGGGCACCGGCCGUCGCUGCUGUGCAUCGAGGACCCGCUCACGCCCGGCAACGACAUCGGCCGCUCCAGCUACGGCGCCAUACAGGUCAAGCAGGCGUUUGACUACGGCUACAUAAUCCUGCAGCAGGCGGUGGCGCCACACAACGCGCUGCUGGCGCGCCACAGCGUGCUGGGCCGCGUGCUGCGCGUCACCGACCACGUGCUGCAGUACCGGCGCUGGGUGCGCGACACCUUCGAGCCCUUCUUCUUCCCGCAGCGCCUGCGCGCGCGCCGCCCGCACUCCCCGCGCUCCCCGCGCACGCCGCGCUCCCCGCACUCGCCGCCCUCGCCGCGCUCGCUGCGCUCCCCGGAGCCGUCGCCCGACGCGACCACCCCGGCGCACUCGCCCUCGGACACCGACCAGGUGAGCUUACCGUCGCCAUCUUGUUUAGGAUUUGAGGAGUACCGUCGAUUGUAUAUUGAAAACAAACUCCGCCUCUCUACCGAAAAACAUUUGCUAUCUGAUGUCGUCCAGGAGUGGUCGGACAGCGGGUCGGGCGCCGGGGGCGGCGGCGGCGGGGCGGGCGCGGGCGCGGGCGGCGCCAGCACGUCGCCGCCGCCGCUGUCGGCGCUGCAGUGCUCGUCGCCGACGCCGCGGCGCGUGUCGGCGCACCAGAGCCUCAUCAUCCACCACAUCACGAGCAACUCGGACUUCAACAAUAUACCUUCGGGUGGGUAUGCCGCAAUGACCGUUCCAGGCGUGAUGCAACAGCGCUACAACAACCCCAACAACAACAACACAAACGACAACAAGAACCGAGCGCCGCGGUCGUUCACCUCCAAGCAGCGGCGCUACAACAACCACGGCUCGCCGCCGCAGAGGUUCCGCGGCGACACGCGCAAGAAGCGCCGCCAGUUCGCGCAGCAGCGA
Molecule: messenger RNA, 1944 nt
Organism: Brenthis ino (lesser marbled fritillary)
Lineage: Eukaryota; Metazoa; Arthropoda; Insecta; Lepidoptera; Nymphalidae
Source: the annotation of a GenBank genome assembly